Messenger RNA from Mucor mucedo, 839 nucleotides. RefSeq lists its product as uncharacterized. The record is from RefSeq and is a predicted model, not a curated record. Lineage: Eukaryota; Fungi; Mucoromycota; Mucoromycetes; Mucorales; Mucoraceae. Bases 52 to 705 code for a protein of 217 amino acids. The transcript is spliced from 3 exons.
UUCUUUUUUUUUUUCUUUCUUGUUCAAAAAAUAAUAAUAUAUUCAAAAAAAAUGCUUAAUAAUUGUUGUUUCUGUAUUAACCUUCGAACAGCUACAUUAGUCUUGGCAGUUUUGGGAGCCGUGACUCAUCUCUACGGAGCCAUGACUUUAACUGCUUUAUCCGACGAGUUUGAUGAAGCAGAUACCAGUGCUAUGUUUGGUUUAACAGCUUAUUCUUAUCUUUCUGGAUUUGCUUGUUUAGCUGGUGCCAUUGGUGUUUUAAAGAACAACGUUAAACACCUUCGUUUCUUCUCUACUUUUUACUGGGCAGAUUUAGGGUUACACACCAUGUUUUCUAUUGCUAGUGCAUUUAUGCUUUUCAGUCUUCACACGGAUAUCUGUAACGAAAUUGUCAGUGAAGCUAAGGAUGAAGAAUUCGAUAUGAGCACUUGUGAGAGUGUGUAUAUUUCUAGUGCAUGGAUCGUCACAUUAGCCAUGGCCAUUAAUAUGCUGUUGAAGCUUCAUUUCGCCUUCGCCAUUCAUUCUUACACAAAGGCUGUUCAACAAAAGAGCCAAGAUGAGGAAUUCACCGGUGCAGUUGUCGUCGCACCUUAUCCUGUUGCUACCCCUCCCGUUACUAAAGAUGUCAAGGAUCAACCUAUUUACGUUGCUGGUCAAGAAUACGUCUCUGAUGAAAAGAAACAACAAGAACAACAACAACAAUAAUUUUACUCCUUCUCUCUCUUUUUUUUUUAUAUACAUAAAAGGAUAGCUACCCCCACUCCUUCUUUUUCUUCACAGUUUUUGUAUGAUUUUAAAAAAUAACAACAAUAAAUAUAAUGUCUCUCUUUGUCAAUUUA